Pistacia vera is the source of this 2546-nucleotide messenger RNA. RefSeq lists its product as uncharacterized. Lineage: Eukaryota; Viridiplantae; Streptophyta; Magnoliopsida; Sapindales; Anacardiaceae. Gene Ontology annotation, molecular function: translation initiation factor activity; mRNA binding. Bases 265 to 2148 code for a protein of 627 amino acids. The transcript has 6 exons. The record is from RefSeq and is a predicted model, not a curated record.
GCGGCAACCCCAUCUUUCCCAACUCAACUCUUCAAUCUCACCCCUUUCUUCUUCUUCUUUUUUUUUUUUUUUUUUUUCCUUUCAUUUUCAUUCGGGGUUGCUCAUCUCUUUCUUUCAAUCGCUCUCUCCGCUCUUUAUUCAAAUUGUUUUUAAAUUCUUGAUAAUAAAUUAAUCUCUGCAACGCAUCUUUACAUACAUACAUAACAUAAUUUGUACUUAAGAGGAACAAAAGAAAAGCCAAAAGAAAAAUAAAAAUAAAAAAAUAUGUCGAAGAAGAAGGCAUUCACUGGCAACACUAUGACUCUCAAAGACUUUCAUGGAGGCUCUAUUCCCUCUGAUCUUCCGCUCCCUUCGGCUCCUGGUGUUAUUGUUAGGCCUAUGGAUCGUUCUGGUUAUGAUCGACCCACAUCAUGGGCUAACCCUAUGGCCAGGCCUGAUCAUCGCCCCCGCCCCAAUUCUUCUCCGGCAACUAGGCAUUUUGAUGAUAAAACCCCCUUUCUUGCUAAUGCCGUGCACAUUGGUCGAAAUUUCGAUGAGGAUGAGAGAAAACCCUUAGAUGGGGUUUCGGCUCCACGUAGAACUGUUAGUGAUGAGAGUUUUUGCGUUCCACCUAGUCGUGUGGAGCUUAAGCCAGAGUCUGUGUCUACUGGAAAGGCGUCAGGUUGGACCGGACUGGGAUUGGAGUCACAGGUUUCGAAUGGCGCAGUGAAUUCUUAUGCCGGUCGAGUAGUUGAGCACACUUAUGUUGGUGUGAAUUCACCAAAUUCAAGAGGCAAUAGUAGGCAGGUGGUUUCUGGGUCGUAUCCAAAUGCUUGGACUGCAAGGAAGGAGGUGGCAGUGGGUGUUACGGAGCCUGUGCAAUCUGGAUGGUCUGGGCAAAGUGCAGUUUCAAAGUUGGCUCAUGCAAGUGCGCUUGAAAAGGUUUCUUCAGGUAGAUGGCAAUCUAAGCAGUCGGUUCAGUAUCAAGCAGAUGUUCAGGUUAUUAAAUUUUCAGAAGCAGAUAAUGGAUUACAUCCAAAGGGUCAUGAUGAUAAUGCCUACAACAGGAUGCAUGUUGUGGGUGGGAGGGAAUUGUCAGAUGCAACAUUGGCCGGGCAUGUGGAAAGAGGUUUGAAUAUUGAAGAAUCUGUAGAGGGUGCUAGAAAGGAAGAAUGGGAUUAUGAGAGGAUUGCUGCUUCUACUUAUGUGGAAGUAAAAGAGAGGAAAUAUAAACAUUAUACUGACUGGGUUCAAUCUAAUCUUUCUGAUAGCAAAUUUGUUGGGUCUGAAUCACUUCCUGUGCUGCAUUCAGAAGCAUCGGAACGGCCUAAGCUGAAGUUACUUCCAAGAACAAGGCCAUUGGAGAAUUUGGAACCAUAUGUAACCAAUCCUAUGCAGGUGCAUCCUCGUUCGAGUGAAUCUGAUCAUGGUCAUGUUGAAACCGUUAACAGUUUGCAUGGCAACCUGAAUCCUACAAAACCUGAUUUCGCUGGCACUGAUGUUGGGAGCCAUGCAAUAGAGCGCCCAAAGUUAAGUUUAAAGCCACGGUCGCAACCUCCUGAGCAAUUAGAAGAGAACAUUGAAAGGGGAAGAAAUGCAUUGUUUGGUGGUGCUCGCCCUCGUGAACUGGUUUUGAAGGAGCGAGGUUUUGAUAAUGUUGCCAUCAACAAUCAUGAUUUGGGUCAACAUUCUGAUAGGGUCAAACAUAAUGUUGCCAAGUUUGAACGGGCUCCUGAGCAUGCUAAUCCUACUCGCCAAAGUGAAAAAGCUGAAAAUACUCUUCUUGAUCAGAGGAUGGGUAGGAAACUUGAGCGAAAGGAUCCUCAGAUAGAUGUUGACAGAGUUGAUAUGCAGAGGCGUAAUUGGCGAAAUGAGAAUCGAAGGAACAAAAGGGGGGUUGAAAGGGAGCAACAACAUGAGAGACAUUCUUCACCAGAAACGUGGCGCAAGCCAGUGGAGCAGCCCAGACCAUCGUCUACUGAUGCAGUUGGUGUGCGCUAUGGAAAAGUAGCGUCAGCUGUAGAGCUUGCUCAAGCAUUUUCGAGAUCGUUCUCAGAUCCAAAAUUAGAUGAUCGAUAUUCUGGGCAAAGGGGCCUUACUGGCCGGACUCAAAUGCCUUUUUCUCGACUGAUGGGUCCAACCCAAAGGGCUCAAAUUAAUGGCUACUAAUUCUAAGUGGUUUGAUGGUUAAUUGGGCAACCACUUGGUGAUAGGAAGAUAGGUUUCGAGUGGCCAUAUUCUCUGAGCAUGAAUAGAUGUCUGCUAAGUUGAAGCUGUGAUUAUGUCUUGCUGCACUUCAACAGAUGAGUUCAACAGACGAGAGUGUUUACACCAAAAUUUUCCUAGUUUCUUGGAAGAUAAGUUCCAAUGAGAUCAUUUCUAUCGUCUAAGGAGAACAAUGUCAUCUCUUUAGAGCCCCAUUUUCUCUUUUAUUUUUCCAUUUUAAUUAUUAAUAACUUUUCAAGUUUCUAAUCUUUACAAGGAGAAAGUGUGCCUGAAAUUGAAAAUCAAGACCAGUGUAGCAUACUGUUAUGCUUUCUUGAUACAAUGGAGUGGUAUUUAACUGA